Cuscuta europaea is the source of this 2454-nucleotide messenger RNA. The record is from the annotation of a GenBank genome assembly. Lineage: Eukaryota; Viridiplantae; Streptophyta; Magnoliopsida; Solanales; Convolvulaceae.
CAUGGCUUCAGUUUGAUCUUAUAUAUCGUAGUUCUGCGUGGGGCUGAACCUGCUUUCAGUGUUUUGCAUAUUUUCUUCAUUCAUUGCAGUUUAUACUUUGCCUUUUUCUAACUAUGGCUUUUUUUGGAAUUUAAUUUUUUUUAAGAGGAUACUAAAUAAACCUGGCAUUGCUCUUUUGGAUCUGAAUUCUAAAACUGAAAUAUAAUUUGUGCAGUAGGAUGAACAAUUGUUUUGAUAUAUUUGAUCUUACGACUUUCUGCUCUAGCACUUCUGAUAAAUGUUUAGAUAAUUAGGCCUUAUGCAUGCUGGCCACACGCCCACACAUUAGCACUGGUCAUGGUUAAUAGUUGUUACUUUCUUGGAUCUGAAAGACGAACAUUCAUAGUCAUUGAUUCAAAUGUGAUUCUUCUUUAAUAUUGUAAAAAAUCCUUGAGAAAAAUCAAGAUUAAUAGUUAAAACAGCACAUUCUAAUAGUUUUUAAUGACUAUGCAAUUAGAUUGAUAUCCCCAGCAACACAAGAGUGAAAUACUGGUUGAUAUUAAAACGGCUGCUAAUUCCGAAGCGGUGCUAAUUCCCACUCAUUGUAGAGAUUUUAAGGGUGAAGCUCAAAAUAGCCUUCCUUUUCAACCCAAGAAUAUCAGACAGCCUUAGCAUCAAGCUGGACACCACAGGUUCAACUUUGGACCCAAGGGAACUAGUUCGAAGUUCUUUCAGAAAUUUCAUCGAACAUCUAUCGAUCAACGUCUCCGGUCUACCCUCCCCUGGUUUUACGUGUCAUACCAACACAGCCUCUUAUUGCUACGUGUCACUGUGUCAAUAGACCUAUAUUUCCGUCUCAUAAUGGCGGACCCGCCAUUUCCAUUGCUUUCGAUAGCUGACUAGCCACCGCCGCCGUUGCCGUCGCUCUGUAAAACGUUUUUCCAAUUAUGCACCUUUGCCGGUCGCCACUUCGGCUCCUGAAAUGCAGUCACUUCAGACAAUUCUCCUCUCAGCACUCCCAGCUGGAAAGCGCGGGCACCAUGGCGUCGCUCUUAAAGACCCGAUCUGUGAUUCGAUUCAGAGGACCGGACACCGUGAAGUUCCUUCAGGGCCUUAUCACCAACGAUGUACAGAAACUUGUGGAGCCUCCAGACGAAGAUAAGACCAAUUUGGUCACUACUAACUUGCCUUUCACAACUGCGCCUCCGCUCUACGCCGCACUUUUGACUCCUCAAGGAAAGUUCCUCUACGAUAUGUUUCUGUACAGACCACCACGGUCUGAUGAAAAGCUGGACACCACAGGUUCAAGUUCUGGCCCGAACCCGGGCGAGUUGGAGCUCUAUGCAGAUGUUGAUAGGUCUAUGUUGGAUGAUCUCUUGGAAGCUCUAAAAAAAUACAAAUUACGAUCCAAGGUUGAUAUUGAGAACUUGUCAGAUGAUUUUUCUUGUUGGCAAAGGUUUGGUCAAAACUUGACGAAUAUGUCAUCCAAAGAACCAGAAGCUGAUAAUGUUGGAUGGGCUGCUGGAACUGACCGUUCCAGCGAAUCAUCUGCGAGAGGAAAUAGCUAUGGGUGGUCAUGGCAUAGAGAUCCUAGGUUGUAUUGCCUUGGAUUUAGGGGUAUCUUUCCUUCCAACAUAGUACCACCUAUAGUUGAGGCAGAUAAAGAAACCAGUGAAGAAAACUAUCUUCUAUGGAGGUUGGAGAAGGGGGUUGCUGAAGGACCAUUGGAGAUUCGAAAAGGUGAAUCAAUCCCACUUGAGUAUAACCUGACUGCUUUAAACGCAAUCAGCUUCGACAAAGGGUGUUAUGUGGGCCAAGAACUCAUUGCUCGUACGCAUCACCGUGGGGUCAUCAGGAAGCGCUUGCUUCCUCUCAUAUUUGUUGAUGAUGGUGGCAGUGAGGUGGAGAUGAGAGUUACUCCAGGGUCUUCUGUAAUUGAUGCACAAUCUAGAAAGAAAACCGGGACUGUCACAACUGCCCUUGGGAGCCGUGGUCUUGGUCUUCUGCGCUUAGAGGAUGCCUUUAACGGUAAUUUGGCCAUACAAAACCAGGAAGAUGUUAAGGUCCAGACUUUUAGACCAAAAUGGUGGCCUUCUGAAUGGGUAGAUGGCCAUCAGCAGUUUGCUGCAGCUACCUAGUUAAGAAUGUUGCCUUUUAAUAAGUCCUUUUUUUAGUUCCCAAAAAAUAAGAAAUAAUCUCUUGAAGGGAAAAUUAUGAAAUUUUCACGGCUUUUAGUCACCUUUUCUUUUCUUGUAGUGCUGAAACUGAUUUAUCACUCGGGCUAUGUUGUUAGCUUUUUAUAAAUGUAUCCAUGCAACCCUCUCCGUAGGUAAAUGUCUUGUAAUAUGGUUCCGGUAAUGAUUAUAUCCAACAAACUGCACAUCAAAAGCUAAUCGAGAGAUUAGUACUUACAUGUUGAUCAUAUUUUCUAAAAAGAGAGGAUUUGAAAUAUAAAGAAUAAGGCUUAGAUUGGUU